Penicillium oxalicum is the source of this 1875-nucleotide messenger RNA. RefSeq lists its product as uncharacterized. The coding region runs from base 1 to 1875 and encodes 624 amino acids. Gene Ontology annotation, molecular function: DNA binding; FAD binding. NCBI's taxonomy places the organism in Eukaryota, Fungi, Ascomycota, Eurotiomycetes, Eurotiales, Aspergillaceae. The record is from RefSeq and is a predicted model, not a curated record. Gene Ontology annotation, biological process: circadian regulation of gene expression; entrainment of circadian clock by photoperiod. Gene Ontology annotation, cellular component: cytoplasm; nucleus. The transcript has 2 exons.
AUGAAGAAAUCCAGCUCCCAAAUUGUGGUCUUGUACUGGCAUCGGACAGACCUCCGACUGCAUGAUUCACCCGCGCUCGAAGCUGCCCUGGCUUUGAAACCAUCCGUUUUCAUCCCCGUUUGGACAUGGGAUCCGCACUACGUGUACAGAGCGCGCGUCGGGCCGAACAGAUGGAAAUUCCUCAUGGAAUGCCAGUCUGAUCUGUCCAAGUCUUACACCAAGCUCAACGCCAAACAGAAGCUUUGGGUCGUCCGCGAAGCACCACAGACCGUUCUCCCCAAGCUAUGGGAGAAAUGGGGAAUCACGCAUCUGGUCUUUGAAAAGGAUACGGACGCGUAUGCGCGCGAGCGCGAUAGCACAGUCAUCCAAAUGGCCGAAAAGGCGGGCGUCGAAGUCGUCACGAGAAUGGGUCGCACGCUGUUUGAUCCGGAUGAGUUGGUUCGGAAGAAUGGGGGGAAACCCACUAUGAGCAUGAGCCAGGUUGAAAGAGCCAUGGAGAAGAUUGAUGGAGGGAAGCCCGCUCGACCGGUGGAAACGCCGCAAAGUGUUCCGGAUCCCUGGAAGGAUGAUCAGAUGAAUUUAAGUGAUUUGGACCACGAAAUGGCUGAUUCGAAUCCGGAUCUUAAUGCGGAGCACCGCGCAAAUGAAGAUCGACAAUAUGAUGAGAUCAUGGGACCUAACAAGGACUUUGGAGUGCCGACGCUGGAGGAGAUUGGAAUUGAUCCCUCGUCGGUCCAGGCGCCCCAUCGCGGGGGAGAAUCCGCAGCGUUGAAAGAGCUUUCCCAGUUCAUCGCCGAUGAAGAAUACAUUGCCACGUUUGAGAAACCCAAAACCUCCCCGGCGGCGUUCGAGCCGCAAUCAACAACACUCUUAUCACCACAUCUCCAUUUCGGCUCUUUGUCCGUCCGGAAAUUCUGGUGGGACGUCCAGGACGUUAUGGAGCGGCGGAAGAAGACUAAAAAGCAAAAUGCAGGGCCUCCUGCCAAUUUACCUGGUCAACUGCUCUUCCGAGAUAUGUACUUUGCUGCACAAGCAGCAGUGGGGGCCCCAUUUGCAAGAGUGGAAGGAAACUCAGUCGUCCGCUUUAUCGACUGGCACUUGCAAUCCAAGCUCGUCCAGUCGGAGGAGAAAAAAAACAAGAAGCACGGAAAAGGCACGGAGAAAGGCGACGAGAAUAUACUCCCUGCUCGAGACUACGAAGUCGACUCCUCCGAAGCAGAGGAGUGGUUCCAGCGAUGGAAGACCGGUCGAACGGGCUUCCCCUGGAUUGACGCGCUCAUGCGUCAGCUCAUUACAGAGGGAUGGAUUCACCAUCUCGGCCGACAUAGUGUUGCGUGCUUCUUGACCCGUGGUGGUUGCUAUAUCAGUUGGGAACGGGGUGCGGAAGUAUUCGAGGAAUACCUGAUCGACCACGAAACUGCCUGCAAUGCAGGAAAUUGGAUGUGGCUCUCUUGUACCGCAUUUUUUGCCCAAUUCUAUCGCUGCUACUCCCCAAUCGCCUUUGGUAAGAAGUGGGAUCCCAACGGCGACCUCAUCCGUCGCUAUGUCCCUGAAUUAGCCAAGUUCGACAAAAAAUAUAUCUAUGAGCCGUGGAAAGCCCCGAUUGCCGACCAAAAGAAAUGGGGAUGCAGAGUCACGAAUGAUGACAAGGACACUGCAAGUGGAAAGGGGGGCCCACAGGUCUAUCCCAAGCCGAUGUUCGAUUUUGAUGAACGCAGGCAAUUUUGUCUCGACAAGAUGAAGGCAGCUUAUGAUGUGGGUCUGUACGGGAACGACAAGAAAGUGUUAAAUGGUGAAUGGAAGGAGUUAUUUGGUGAGGAUGGAAAUGAGAGAACUGAUGAGCCCGAAAAGAAGAAGAGGAAGACAUCGAGCUGA